This is a messenger RNA of Vespa velutina, 2883 nucleotides long. RefSeq names its product ribonucleoside-diphosphate reductase large subunit (gene RnrL). The coding region runs from base 133 to 2598 and encodes 821 amino acids. Gene Ontology annotation, molecular function: ribonucleoside-diphosphate reductase activity, thioredoxin disulfide as acceptor; ATP binding. The record is from RefSeq and is a predicted model, not a curated record. Gene Ontology annotation, cellular component: ribonucleoside-diphosphate reductase complex. Gene Ontology annotation, biological process: deoxyribonucleotide biosynthetic process; DNA replication. NCBI's taxonomy places the organism in Eukaryota, Metazoa, Arthropoda, Insecta, Hymenoptera, Vespidae. The transcript is spliced from 11 exons.
UCUAUGUAUUUCCGGUUAAAAUUUCAUUUCCGUUUCACGCCAAAACUCUUCAAAACAAAGAAGGAUAAAUAAUAUAGAAAAGUAUUAAUAAAAUUAAGAAAAUAUAUUAAAAUAAUAAUAAAAAUUACCAAAAUGACUAAGAUGUAUGUACUGAAACGCGAUGGGCGACAAGAAGAUGUUUGUUUUGAUAAAAUCACAUAUAGAAUACAAAAAUUAUGUUAUGGUUUAAAUAUGAAUUAUGUUGAUCCUUCUGCGAUAACAUUUCGUGUAAUCCGUGGCUUAUACUCUGGUGUUACUACUGUUGAACUAGACAACCUUGCAGCUGAAAUUUGCGCAACUAUGACUACUCAACAUCCUGAUUAUGCUAUUUUAGCUGCUAGAAUUGCAAUAUCUAAUCUUCAUAAAGAAACAAAGAAGGCUUUCAGUGAUGUAAUAGAAGAUUUGCGAAAUGUAGUAGAUCUAUAUACUAAGGAGUCCAAACCUAUUAUCAGUGAAAAGUCUUAUAAUAUCAUAAAGAAACAUGCAAGCAAGCUAAAUUCUGCAAUUAUUUAUGAAAGAGAUUUUAAUUAUAAUUAUUUUGGAUUUAAAACUUUAGAAAGGAGUUACUUAAUGAGAACUAAUGGCAAAGUUGUAGAGAGACCACAACAUAUGUUAAUGAGAGUAGCUGUUGGAAUUCAUGAAGAAGAUAUUGAGAAAGUUAUUGAAACAUAUAAUUAUUUAUCAGAACGCUAUUUUACACAUGCUUCUCCAACUUUGUUUGCUGCAUGCUCUAUAAAACAACAAUUGUGCAGUUGUUUUCUUUUAACCAUGAGCGAAGACAGUAUUGAAGGAAUUUAUGAAACUUUAAAAAAAUGUGCUUUAAUCAGUAAAUGGGCUGGUGGUGUAGGAUUAAGUGUACAUUGCAUUAGGGCAAAAGGUACACCUAUAGCUGGUAACUGUGGUGAAGCAAGUGGAUUGAUUCCUAUGCUUAAAGUAUAUAAUGAUAUGGCCCGCUAUGUUGAUCAAGGUGGAAAUAAAAGACCAGGAGCAUUUGCUAUAUAUAUAGAACCAUGGCAUGCAGAUAUAUUUGAAUUCCUAGAUCUCAAGAAAAAUACUGGAAAAGGAGAGCUUAGGGCAAGAGAAUUAUUUUAUGCUUUAUGGAUCCCAGAUCUGUUUAUGAAACGUGUUUUGGAUGAUGAUGUUUGGAGUUUAAUGUGUCCACAUGAAUGUCCUGGUUUAGCAGAUGUUUGGGGAGAAGAAUUUAAUGAUUUAUAUACUAGGUAUGAAGAACAAAAAUGCUAUAAACGUCAAAUUAAUGCAAGAGAUUUAUGGACUGCUAUACUUAAAUCCCAAGUUGAAACUGGAACACCAUACAUGCUUUAUAAAGAUCAUUGUAAUCGUAAAUCGAAUCAACAAAAUAUUGGAACGAUUAAGAGCAGCAAUUUGUGCACAGAAAUUAUUCAGUAUUCAAGCCCUGAUGAAAUUGCUGUAUGUAAUUUAGCGUCAAUUGCUGUAAAUAUGUUUGUUGAAAAAAGUACAAAAACUUAUAAUUUUGAAAAACUAAAAGAAAUAACUAAAGUUGUGGUUCGUAAUUUGGAUAAAAUUAUUGAUGUUAAUGAUUACCCUCUUCCAGAGGCAAAAGUCUCUAAUUUAAAACAUAGACCUAUUGGUAUUGGAGUACAAGGUUUAGCAGAUGCCUUCCUGUUAAUGCGCUUUCCAUUUGAAAGUGAAGAGGCUCAAAAACUUAACAUUCAAAUUUUUGAAACAAUAUAUUAUGGUGCAUUAGAAGCUAGCUGUGAAAUUGCUCAAGAGAAAGGCUAUUAUGAUACAUACGAAGGAAGUCCUGUUAGCAAAGGAAUUCUACAAUAUGAUAUGUGGGAUGUUACACCAACAGAGUUGUGGGAUUGGAAAGUAUUGAAAGAAAAAAUUGCAAAAUACGGUGUAAGAAAUUCUUUAUUAAUGGCACCAAUGCCAACUGCAUCUACAGCACAAAUUCUUGGCAAUAAUGAAUCAAUAGAGCCAUAUACAAAUAAUAUUUACUCAAGGCGUGUUUUAUCUGGAGAAUAUCAAAUUGUCAAUCCUCAUUUAUUGAAAGAUCUUAUUGAAAGAAAUCUUUGGAAUGAUGAAAUGAAAAAUGAAAUUAUUGCAAAUAAUGGUUCUAUUCAGGAUAUUAAUGAUAUACCAGACGAUUUAAAAUUACUUUAUAAGACUGUUUGGGAAAUAUCACAAAAAACUAUUCUCAAAAUGGCAGCAGAUCGUGGUGCAUUUAUUGAUCAAUCACAAUCUCUAAAUGUUUAUAUGGCUAAACCAACAGUAGAGAAACUUACAUCCAUGCAUUUUUAUGGCUGGAAAAUUGGAUUAAAAACUGGUAUGUAUUAUUUGCGUACAAAACCAGCUGCAAAUGCGCUUCAAUUUACCGUUGAUAAAACCAAAUUAAAUAAGGCGAAUAAAAAUUCUAAAGAUGAUUCGCACAAUUCAAGUAUUAAGAAUGAAAAAAUGGAUAAAAGUUUAUUAAAAUCAGAAGAAAAUGAUUCUAAAGAGAACGACACUAAUGAUGCAAAUUCAAUACUUAUAUGUUCUCUUGAAAAUGGUGAUGCUUGUAUGGCUUGUGGAUCGUAAUAAUCUAGAUACGUAUAUUUAGUAUUAUAUUUUUAUAUUUUGAUUGUUAUGUUUAUACUACUAAGUAGAUAUAGUUACAUAGAAUGAGAUCUAUAGUUUUGUGUAUUUUUGGGAAGACUUUUAAAAAGUUUUCAUUUUAUAUAUUUUAGACGUAUAAGUAUAUUAUAAGAAUUUAAUUCUAAUAUUUUUUUAUUAUAUAGAUAUUGUUUUGUUAUUGUCAUAUGCAUGAAAACAAGAACGAAUAAAAUUUUUAUCGGCAAAUAAAAAUACACAUUUUAAAUUUAA